Molecule: messenger RNA, 3521 nt
Organism: Coniophora puteana RWD-64-598 SS2
Lineage: Eukaryota; Fungi; Basidiomycota; Agaricomycetes; Boletales; Coniophoraceae
Product: SAPS-domain-containing protein
Exons: 10
Coding region: 24-3392 (1122 amino acids)
Cellular component (GO): nucleus; cytosol
Molecular function (GO): protein phosphatase binding; protein phosphatase regulator activity
Source: RefSeq, a predicted model, not a curated record
CCUCCUUUGAGGGGUCGAAAACGAUGUUCUGGAGGUUCGGAUUCCACAAUGCAAGCGCGAUCGACAGCCUGCUGGACAAGGACGAUGUCUCUCUCGAAGCGAUCCUCGACGAGGACGACCUCCUGCAGGAGUGCAAGAGCCAGAACACGCGCCUGAUGGACUACUUUCAGCGGGAAGACGUGCUGCAGCGGCUGUUUGCGUACGUGUCGGGCCAGAUGGGCGGCGAGGAGGACAAGGGGCGGUUCAAGUACCCGUAUGUCGCGACGGAGGUGCUCUGCAGCGAGAUAUGGUCCAUCGUUGAGACGUGCGUCCGCUCGUCUGACCAUCUCCUCACGCCCUUCUGGGAGACUGUCCUCGACCGCCCGCCCGACGAGAUGAAGGGCGAGCUCACUAUGGCCUCCCACUUUGCCAAGAUCAACUCUGUGUUCCUCUCUAAGAAGCCUGUUGAGAUGCUUCAAUUUAUUCAAUCGCAACCGGACGUCGUCGCCCGCCUACUCCGCCACGUCGAGUCCCCAGCCAUCGUCGACCUCAUCGUACGCAUCAUCCAGUUAGACGAACAGCCCGCGGGCUCUGGCGUACUCGAGUGGCUCUCAUCGCAAGACCUCACCGGCAAACUCAUCGUGCUCCUCUCGCCCGCGCACACGACGGACAUGCACGUCAUCGUCUCCGAGCUCGUCAAGGGCAUCGUCUCCAUGGCCGCACCCUCCCCCGCCGCGGGCCUCACCGACGGCCUCCAAAACGGCCCCGCCUCAAACCGCUUCGCGCGCGAGCUCGCGAGCCGCGCGAGCAUAUCUCGCCUCGUGGACUACAUCCUCUGCGACUUCCCGCCGCCGCGCCCCGACUCCGAGGCGUCCGAGGACGAUGACAUGGACGGCGACGACGACGAAGGGGCUGCGCUUCCGGACCGCCAGUCGUGCGCAUCGUCGGUGACGCAUGCGAUCUCGAUCAUCAUCGAGCUGAUACGGAAGAACAACUCGGACUACUUUGAGCCGUACCUGUUCCACACGCUGCGCAAUAGGCUUAUCCAGGUGCAGCAGCAGCUCGCGGGCGCGGAGAACGCGCGCGAGACGCUCGAGGCGGCGAUGCGCGAGAUGGUGGACAGGAUGGGCGUCGUGCAUCUCGGGCCUGUGUUGGAGAUCAUGUGCGAGCGGCUGGAGACGUUUCAGGGGUUUUUGAGGGUGCCGAGGUCGAUGGGCGACCCGGUCCCUACCACCGUCGGCUUCCUGAUCCCGCUUACGCUCGAACGCUACCGGAUAUGUGAGCUCUACGCCGAGCUCCUGCACUGCUCCAACAUGUCGCUACUCAACCGCGCGCCGGAGUACAGCCACCUAUACGACGCCGACGGGCGCCUGCAGGGCGGCCUCGGCGCGCUCGAGCAGCUCGCGCGCGUCAUUGCGAUCGGGUCGGGCGAUGAUCCCGAUCGGGAUAACGGUGCGGCCGCGGGCGGCGCGGGCAGGAGCGGGGGUAUGGGCGAGGACGACAUUGAGCCGGCGUUGGAGCUGCCUGUGACGAAUGCGUCGAGGGAGGCGUCGUUGUUGGAUUCGGACGAUGAAGAUGAAGACGACGAUGAGGAUGAGGAUAUGGCUGCGAUGAGCGCGGAGGGGUCGGACGAUGAGGCGAUGGAGGAGAUUGCGAUGUUUGAUAAGGAGGAGGAGGAGGAGGGGGAGCGCAAAAGUGGAGGGUUCCCGGUGACGAAGAUGGAUCCGAAUGAGGCGUCGAUGGUUGUUGCAUCUCCAGAGCCGAUCGAGGACGCGGGUGAUGGUACACCACCCACGGGUAUUCCAUCGUCGCCGAGCGCUGUCAGACAGCCGUCGCCUCUUGAGCUCGCGGUGCAGGGAGCGGGAAUACUGUCCCCAGGGAGCCCUAUCACGCGCCCAACGUCUGCGCAUUCGAAGCGGAGCUCGCGCAGGAUAAGCCUCAUCGGGCAGCCUAUAUCGACGGAGAAGCCUGUCGGGGAGCGGCUGAAGCAGCGCUUCUUGGACACUGGCGUGCUCGUUACUCUCCUGGACCUCUUCUUCGACUUCCCGUGGAACAACUUUCUGCACAGUGCUGUGUAUGACUUUAUACACCAGAUACUCACUGGAAAGGUCGACGCGGGCACAAACCGCGAGCUCAACGUCUCGCUGUUCCGCGAUGCACGGCUUAUGCACCGGAUAGUGGAAGGACAGAAGCAGAACGACAUCGCCAGCUCAAAACCAAAAGGCGUCCGCCUGGGCUACAUGGGCCACCUCACGCUCAUCUCCGAGGACGUCAUCACCGCGCUGGAGCACUACCCGCCCGACCUCCGCCUGCUCGUCGCGCAGUACGCGCCGCAGCCCGCGUGGGACGAGUACGUGACGGGCCGGUACGACGAGGCGAAGAGGCGCGAUACGAGUCUGCUCGGCGGCGGGAAGCCCGUCGCGGGCGCCGCGCCUGCCGGGUUGGGCGGUGCUGCCGGCGGUGGUGUGCCGGCGGCGAAGGCGGGGGGCCCCAGGUGGAAGAUCGACGAGGAGGAUCAGGGCGUGGAUGCUGUUGCGAAGGGCUCUCCGGGAGGGAGUCCGGGUGGGCCGAUGAAGGGUGAGUUGAAGAGGAGUGGUGGCGGGAGUGCGCCGAGGAAUACGGCGGAUUUUGGCCCGCCGGAGCCGGAGGAGCAUGAGGACGACGGGUCUGCGCCGCCUCAGUUUGCUCGUUACCUCGCGCAGGAGAUGAACGCGUCGGAGUCUUCGGACGAGGAGGACGAGGAGGACGGCGGCUGGUUGGCACAUUCGCGGUUCGACCUUGGCAAGCCGCCACCUCGACGUCAGCACACGCGGCAGGCGACUUCUGGCAACACGGGUUUCGACGAUGCAUUUGAGAUGACGGCGGCGCUUGGGCAGGCGGCGCCGACGCCGAUUGUGACGGGUCCGACUGGGGCUGCUUUCAGCUCAACAGGAUCGCUACGAGAAGCAUUGUCGGACGAUCCGUUUGGUGUCAACGUGCCUGCUGAUGAUGACGACGCCUUCGGACCGUUUGCAGAUCCAGCCCGCACCAAUCCCAGCUCCUCUGCCGACCCCUUCUCAAUAUUCUCCUCACCCUCUGCCAGCUUUGGUGAAGAUGACUUCGACUUUGGCGACUUCCAGGCAGCCGACUCCUCCGGCGAAUCGUCUGGUGAAUUCGGCGAGUUUUCGAGUCCGCGCACGGAGCACAACGAGCACAGCGACGACGGAGACGGAGAUCUGACGCCAACGGGCAGCUGGACAUUCGCAAGCGAGCUGUCGUCGGAGGACGACGAGUUCGGCAGUCGCGGUUUGGAGACGAUUUCGCUGGAUGACCAUCCGUCAUCGGACGUGCAGGCGCAGGCUCGAUCGUCGUCGGGAUCGCAGCACACAUCGGGACAUUCUAGAAAUUCGGGGAUGUUUGAGAGCGGGUGGUGAGCUUGGUCAUCGAGAUUCGAUAUCACUAGAGUGGUGAGGCGAUGCCGUGGUGGUCUUCGCUCGAUACAGUGUACAUACGUAGCUUUAGCUUACAUUUUUCUUCCUUCGUAGCCUUAAUCGUGCAUUCUG